AUGGCCGUCGCUCUAGUCCCUUCAAAGGUUAGGUCUUUCUUUCGUCCUGGCUUGAAGAAAAGGAGAAGAUCAAGUAAUUCAUCCACCGAAUGUGAGCCUAAAAAGCUUAAGGAUGCGUCGACACACACUACUCACGAUGAUACCAAGGUUGGUCCUGAUCUCCAGCCGAAUAGCAAGUUCUUUCGUGACCUACCCAUCGAGAUUCGUAGAAUGAUAUACGAUCUUGUUUGGAUUGGUUCUUAUGAUCACAAAUACCAUGCGGUUCGUGGGCGUCAUCUCCAUUUUCAAAAUGGUCACUGGCAUAAUACACGAUGCGUCAUGUACGAGGAUGAUGAAGACUUGGAUUUAAUCCAGAAGAAUAUGGAUAGAAUCCAUGGUUCUGGAAGAGGUGACCUUCUAAUGUGGCAAAGAAGACUAUCUUCAACCUGGGGUUCUCGUCAUUGGAGAUGUGAAGAAAGAAUGCAAUAUGGUGGGAAGAGUAACAUAGAUCGUACGAACUUCAUGUCCAUGAUGCUAGUCUGCAAACGCAUGUUCCCCGAAGUUGUCGAGUCAAUCCUAGAAUCGCAUCAAUUCAUAUUCAACGACUUCUUCUCGGCACAUAGAUUUUUCGUCUAUGAUCCUUCGCCAUAUAUCCCCCAUAUACGUCAUCUGGACUUAUCGCUCAACCUUCCUUUCCACGCAUAUGCACCAUUGAUUACUGGUGGACCCAAAAGUCGUACAAGAGAUCUAUUCGACGCCCUGCGUGGGGUUUCAUGCUUACAUAGCGUGCGAAUCUCUCUAGACAUUUACGACCGUGGGCCAUGGCGAAAGAUCCCCGAGAAAGUUAUCGCAGCACAGUUGAAAGACUUGAAGGUGUUGAAAACCUUCACUCUCGAGUUGCCACCAUUGCUACCCAUUAAGGUACACCCAUCAAAUAUGGAAAGCCUUGACGGUCAAGAGGAUACAUCAUUCAAGGUUAUACGCCGCCCUCCUUUGCGUUACUGGCAGUUUAAUCCAGGUGAAGUGGAUCGGUUUACGUGGGAAACACAUACGAAGGGUCGAGAAAGUCACUGUUUCAUUAUCAUGGACAGAGAGGGGAUGAGCAUACCAAAUCCCUACUUGCUAGACUUUUUCUAA
This is a messenger RNA of Hypoxylon trugodes, 1116 nucleotides long. RefSeq lists its product as uncharacterized. The coding region runs from base 1 to 1116 and encodes 371 amino acids. NCBI's taxonomy places the organism in Eukaryota, Fungi, Ascomycota, Sordariomycetes, Xylariales, Hypoxylaceae. The transcript is spliced from 3 exons. The record is from RefSeq and is a predicted model, not a curated record.